Messenger RNA from Triplophysa rosa, 2209 nucleotides. RefSeq names its product regucalcin (gene rgn). The transcript has 7 exons. Gene Ontology annotation, biological process: L-ascorbic acid biosynthetic process. Gene Ontology annotation, molecular function: calcium ion binding; gluconolactonase activity; enzyme regulator activity. NCBI's taxonomy places the organism in Eukaryota, Metazoa, Chordata, Actinopteri, Cypriniformes, Nemacheilidae. The record is from RefSeq and is a predicted model, not a curated record. The coding region runs from base 136 to 1035 and encodes 299 amino acids.
CUAAUGCUAAUUUGGCUGCGUGUGCGCGCGCAUGUAUGUACAGAAGACGUCACGUGGUAGCUCAGAGGGCGAAAAGUUUGCAAAGUUGGAGACAGUUUGUAAGGACUGCGAUCACACAGAGAAAGUGCAAAGGUCAUGUCGUCCAUAAAAGUGGCGUGUGUGAUCAAAGAGAAGAAUGAAAUUGGCGAGAGUCCCAUCUGGGAGGAAAAGGACUCGUCUUUGGUUUACGUUGACAUUACGGGUCAGAGGGUCAGCCGGUGGAGCUCUCUCACAGGUCACAUAGAGAGUAUCACUACAGAGAAACCUGUAGGAUCUGUGGUUCUGCGGAAGGCAGGCGGUUACGUCAUUGCGGAGGGAACACGCUUUGCGUUUGUUGACUGGGUCAAGCGCUCCAUAACAACAGCCGUUCAGCUGGACAAGGAAAAGCCCAACACUCGCUUCAAUGAUGGAAAAGUCGAUCCAGCUGGAAGGUUCUUUGCGGGUACCAUGGGAAUAGAACUGCGGCCGGCCGUGGUGGAGAGGAAACAGGGCUCUCUGUACACGCUUCAUCCUGACCGCUCUGUCGUUCAUCAUUUCGACCAGGUGGACAUCUCCAACGGUUUGGACUGGUCACUGGAUCACCGCAUCUUUUACUACAUCGACAGCCUGGCGUACAUGGUGGAGGCCUUUGACUACGACAUCCAGACUGGAGGCCUGUCUAACCGCAGAGCGGUUUACAAGGUAGAGCCGGAUGAAGGAAUACCAGACGGGAUGUGCAUAGACACAGAGGGCAAACUGUGGGUCGCCUGCUACAAUGGAGGAAGAGUUCUGCGCAUUGACCCACAAACAGGCACCCGACUGCAGACAGUGAACCUGCCAGUUGGGAAAACCACCUCGUGUUGUUUCGGUGGGAAGGAUUACACUGAUCUGUACGUCACCACAGCGUAUAAAGGCAUGGAUGAAGAUUCACUGGCCAAACAGCCUGAGGCUGGCUGCGUGUUUAAGGUUUCUGGUUUAGGAGUGAAGGGCAUUCCAUCAUUCUCAUUUACUGGAUGAAAAUCAAGAAGACCAUGAUGUUUAAUAAACCAUCACAAUGUUUUGCCAUAAAAACAUUGAUUCUUUUCUCACUGUUCUAACUGUGCAAUCAUUUCUAUAAUUCACACUUAAGAUAGAAGAAAAUCAUCAUUUCACGGUUUUAGACAUUGGAAGAUAUUUGCCUACAACUGAUUUAAAAGAUGUGAUGUAUACAUGUGAAUCAGUUGUACACAUUUCUAAUCCUGUUUACAUGAACCACACUCUGUGAACUAAAGUAUUAAGAAAUGAUUGCCAGGGAUGAAUUUGAUAGAGAUCAGAAUUCCACACAUGGAAUGUUUAUUAAUGAUCUCAACGUGUUGCUGCUAAUCAGAGAUAUUGAAGUGAGCUGAUCAGACACUGUUAUAAUGCCAGGUUUAUUCAUGAUGGUGCUAGAAAAUGAUAAUGAUGCUUACUGUAAUUACUGCUUUUUAUUUUUAAUGUCCUGUUAAAAUCAACACGUAACAUAUUUCUAAGUUAAACAGGAUAUUCUGUGGAAAAUGUAGGCUGAGACAAUCCAUCAGGUAUUUGGGUUAUAAAAAGUGUGCGUUACAUCCCAGGAUUGAGGCGGACAGGGUUAAAAGAUGAUAGAUGGCUUUCUGAAAUCUAAAAAGAAGGAAAUCAUAUUUUAAACAAAUAUUAUUUGGAAGUAACAUAUAUAUAUAUAUAUUUAUAUAUAUAUAUAUAUAUAUAGUGCACAAUAAGACCAGGAAUGUGCAUUAAGUAAACGGGGUCCCAUGUUGACUGAACAUAAUCUAUGACUUUAAUGAUGCUCUGUGAAACCAGGUUGGGGGAAAGGGUGGAAUUUAUUUUUGUGUGAAAUGUGAAUCUUCAAUAUAACCUAAGAAAAAACUGAAUGAACCUUUUAUAAAAUGUGUAGUUUUAAUCAUAUAGAUGUUUUCACAGAUGGUAGCACUUUCGUAAUAAAAGCAUACACCUCCAAAUAAAGAUAUUUCGAUUUAUAAGGAUGUUUCGGUAUUCAUCUCAGCACUUAACCAAUGCAAUAAACAGCACUUGAUGUACACGUUUGAAAAAACAAAACUCUUGGAUCAAGCUAAAUGUAAUAUUUUUACUGCAUCAGAACAUGGUGAUUUAUAUUUGUGACCUAUUUCCAAGUGGAAAAUUAAUCUUUCUAAAAUAUCAAUAAACUAUGAUUUAG